This is a messenger RNA of Pogoniulus pusillus (Red-fronted tinkerbird), 538 nucleotides long. RefSeq names its product C-C motif chemokine 21-like. The transcript has 4 exons. The record is from RefSeq and is a predicted model, not a curated record. NCBI's taxonomy places the organism in Eukaryota, Metazoa, Chordata, Aves, Piciformes, Lybiidae. Gene Ontology annotation, cellular component: extracellular region. Gene Ontology annotation, molecular function: chemokine activity. The coding region runs from base 47 to 400 and encodes 117 amino acids. Gene Ontology annotation, biological process: immune response.
GCAGUGUGUGUCCUGCUCUCCAGCCUUGUCCAGCACAGCACCCACCAUGGCUCUGCGCCUUCUCCUGCUGCUGCUCAUGCUGGCUGCUGCCCUCCUCAUCAACCAGUCUCAAGGCAUUAGCAGCUCAGCCUCAGACUGCUGUCUGAAGUACAGCCAGAAAGGCAUCCCCAGAGGAUUGGUGAAGUCCUACAGCAUCCAGGAACUAGCGUCGGGAUGUGCGAUACCUGCUAUUGUGUUUAUCACCAAGAAAGGAAAAAAAAUCUGUGCCUCUCCCACCGAGCCCUCUGUCCAGAAGCUGAUUAAGAACAUAGAGAAGAAGGUCAAGGGUGACAUUAAGGACAGGAAGAAAGGACAGCAUUUGCGUUCCAGGGGCAGAUCCAAGAGGCAGAAGCGGCAGUAGGUCUAAAUCAAUCCUGAAGAGGACGGAUGUAUCCCCGCCAAUGACGCACCUCCUGGCAUGGACAUCUACAGACCACCCUCUCACCCACUGGCCCUGGGACAAGCAUGGGGCUGGCUGAGAGGGCUGCCCUCUGCUCUG